This is a messenger RNA of Haemonchus placei, 474 nucleotides long. The record is from the annotation of a GenBank genome assembly. Lineage: Eukaryota; Metazoa; Nematoda; Chromadorea; Rhabditida; Trichostrongylidae.
AUGGGGCUAAUAUCUACACCGUUAUGCCCCUCGUGCCAAGGAUCCAUGACGCCUAGGAACGAGGAGCACCACAAUGGCUGGGUGUGUAACCGAAGAUCGUGCCGUACUGGACCGACGAACGAAACGAAGGUCUACGUUCCUGCUAGAAAAGGCUCAUUCUUCGACAAGUCCAACCUCGGCGAGUCGACUGUGUUUGCUCUAACCUACUUCUGGUUCCACGACAUAGGAAAUGUGAAGGACAAAGCAUACGAGCUUCACAUGAAUCCUCGUACCGUUGUUCAGUGGGAGAAAUGUUUCCGUGAAGUGUGCGCAGAACACUUUAGAAGGAACCCACCAAUCAUCGGAGGAUUCGGAUGUGAAGUGGAAAUCGGCGAAACCCUGGUUACUCGGCGCAAAUACAACCGAGGACGCUGGGUGCGUAGACACCAAUGGCUUUCUGGAGGCAACGAGAGGGGAAGGGUCGAGCUUUCCUAA